This is a messenger RNA of Talaromyces rugulosus, 1341 nucleotides long. RefSeq lists its product as uncharacterized. NCBI's taxonomy places the organism in Eukaryota, Fungi, Ascomycota, Eurotiomycetes, Eurotiales, Trichocomaceae. The record is from RefSeq and is a predicted model, not a curated record. Gene Ontology annotation, molecular function: oxidoreductase activity, acting on the CH-CH group of donors; flavin adenine dinucleotide binding. Bases 1 to 1341 code for a protein of 446 amino acids. The transcript is spliced from 3 exons.
AUGCCUGCCUCUGCCAACAUCCCUGCCAUUGCGCAGGCCUAUGUCAGCGAGCGUGCCAAAAAGACCCUCGACCUGGUCGAGGAAUUCGUCGAAAAGGAAUGCCUCCCAGCCGACCCCCUCUACGAAGAGCAAAUCGGCCACGGCGAACAGCGCUGGAACGCGCACCCGGCUGUGAUUGAAGAGCUCAAGACCAAAGCGCGCAAGCUGGGGCUGUGGAAUAUGUUUUUGCCCAAGAGCCAUUUCAGCCAGGGCGCUGGGUUUAGUAAUGUUGAAUAUGGGUUGAUGGCCGAGUAUUUGGGGAAGAGCCGGGUUGCUUCGGAGGCAACAAACAACGCCGCCCCCGACACUGGGAACAUGGAAGUACUCGCCAAAUACGGCAGCGAGGCACAAAAGAAAGAGUGGCUGACGCCUUUGCUUGAAGGCCAAAUCCGCUCCGCCUUUCUGAUGACCGAACCCGAAGUCGCCUCGAGCGAUGCCACCAACAUUGAACUCAGCAUCCGGCGCGAGGGCAACGAAUAUGUCUUGAAUGGACAAAAAUGGUGGUCCUCUGGCGCCGGCGACCCACGCUGCAAGCUGUACAUCGUCAUGGGCAAGACCGAUUCGUCCCACAAGGACCCAUACCAGCAGCAAUCCGUGGUACUUGUACCAGCGGGGCUACCUGGCAUCACAAUCCAUCGCAUGCUCACCGUAUACGGCUUUGACGAUGCGCCGCACGGCCACGGCCACAUCAGCUUCAACAACGUGCGUGUCCCCGUCAGCAACCUUGUUCUCGGCGAGGGACGCGGAUUCGAAAUCAUCCAGGGCCGCCUGGGCCCCGGACGCAUCCACCACGCCAUGCGCACCAUCGGCGCCGCCGAGCGCGCCGUCGAAUGGCUGAUUGCACGCAUCAACGACGAACGCAAAAAGACCUUUGGCAAGCCUCUUUCCGCGCACGGCGUGAUUCUCGAAUGGCUCGCGCGCUCACGCAUCGAAAUCGACGCCGCGCGCCUGAUUGUGUUGAAUGCCGCGCUCAAGAUCGACCAGGGCGAUGCACGCUCUGCGCUCAAGGAAAUCGCGCAGGCAAAAGUGCUUGCCCCUUCAGCCGCGCUUGCCGUUAUUGAUCGUGCCGUGCAAGCCUAUGGUGCCCAGGGUAUCUGUCAGGAUACGCCGCUGGCCAAUAUGUGGGCGCAGAUCCGGACGUUGCGGAUUGCGGAUGGCCCCGAUGAGGUGCAUCUUCAGCAGCUGGCCAAGCGUGAGAACAAGUCCCGUAAAGAUGAGGUGAUUGCCAAGUUGCACUGGCAGAGGGAGCGGGCGAACUCGCUGUUGUCGGCGAAUGGGUUCCAGCCAAAGGCGAAGAUGUAA